GGAGGCGGGAGCGGGGCCCCGCUGGCCCCGCUCACCGCCGCGCUCCGCUCCGCUGCAGGGGGAAGCAGCGGCAUCGGCGCGGCCACGGCGCUGGAGCUCGCCCGCUGCGGGGCCCGCGUUAUCCUGGCGACCCGCAGCGCCCGGCGCGGAGAGGCCGCCGCCAGCCGCAUCCGCAGGGAGACUGGGAACAACGAGGUGCUGUUCAUGCACCUGGACCUGGCCAGCCUGCGCUCGGUGAGAGCCUUCGCCAGCACCUUCCUGCGCCAGGAGCCCCAGCUGCACCUCCUCAUCAACAACGCGGGGGUGAGCGCCGGGGGCACCACGGAGGAUGGCUUCAGCCUGGCCUUCCAGGUGAACCACCUGGGCCAUUUCCUGCUGACGCAGCUGCUGCUGGAGCGGCUGCGGAGCUGCGCUCCCAGCCGGGUGGUCAUGGUGGCCUCCAGCGCCCACUGCGCCGGCCGCCUGCGCCCCGAGAGCCUGGGCCGGCCGCCCUCGGGGCCCUUCCCUGCCUUCCAGGACUACUGCGACAGCAAGCUGGCCAACGUGCUGCACGCCCGCGAGCUGGCCACGCGCGAGCAGGGCACGCGGGUCACCUGCUACGCCGUGCACCCAGGUUUCGUCAACACCUCCCUGUUCCGGCACGCUCCGGCCUGGCUGAAGCCGCUGCUGCUGCCGCUGGCCUGGCUGCUGUUCCUGGAGGCGGCCGAGGGCGCGCGGGCGGUGCUGGCCUGCGCCACGCGGCCGGGCCUCGAGCCCCUCAGCGGCCGCUACCUCANGGGGCGCGACGACCGCCUGGCACGGGCGCUGUGGGACGGCAGCGAGCGGCUGCUGGGGCUGCGGGCGGCCGGGGAGCGGCGCGGGGAGGGCCCUGCUGCUGGCACGGCGCGGGAAUAAAGGUGGUGAGGGAGCCCCGC
This is a messenger RNA of Passer montanus (Eurasian tree sparrow), 914 nucleotides long. RefSeq names its product dehydrogenase/reductase 13 (gene DHRS13). The record is from RefSeq and is a predicted model, not a curated record. Lineage: Eukaryota; Metazoa; Chordata; Aves; Passeriformes; Passeridae.